GUACCCUCCCUCACGGCCCGUAGAAGCGCACGCUCAACCGCGCUCGUCCGUACAUGCAUCAUCCCACGAUGCUGGUACGGACGGUUGCUUUCCUCUUCUGCAUCCUCGCAUGCCAUGCAGGGCCACUAUCUUCUUCUGGAAGCUUCCACACGGGACAAUCACGUCAAGCAGCGACGCAAGAUUUGGCUCGAUGGUCCGAUGCCGGAUUUCAGCUGGUCGCCAACGUAUCCUGCGCGUUCUUUGCCAGCGAAAAAGAGUGCAGCCUGAUACAGGCCAUGGGAAAGAGUGACAUAGUUUUCUAUGCUGCUCUCGAGGAAGACAUGCGGUAUUCCGUAGUGCUGCCCGACGAAGCCCUGACGCACGCCGGAGAACACGACGCGGUUCUGGUCUUCGAUCCCUUUCCAUACGCGGCCUUCGGACAUCUGGUGGUAGUGUUCUUCUUGGAUUUGGGUUGGACACAGUUGCAGUGCCAAGUGAAUGGCGGAUACUAUAUCCGAGAAGGCGAAUGUCUGUCGCUGGCACUCAAGAGCCGCUGUCACAAUCUGCUCGAAGGCCAUCACCGUCCACGAAACGCAAAGCGCCUUGUUCGCCGAUGUGAGAUGCGAUUCUUGCCACUAGUGCAUCCAGCACACGAAGAGCCACACCGGUCCAGGCAGCAAUUGAGGUGCAGAGACGAGAUACCCGGUUUUGCCCCGUGCCCGGUACUUCAUCCUUUAAACGAAACGGAAUUCUUGAUGUGCAAUCCUGUGAAGGUGAACACGCAGCGGUGCUCACCGAUGCAAGACGCAGUGCAGACUCAGUGUCGGUUAUUCGAGACCUGCGACCAGGCCGUUCUACUGUCUGGAGGCUGGGAUAGGCUCACCUCGCCUGCCACCGGAAGUAUAGAAGACCUGAAGAGUGUUUACGACACGCUAACCAGAUACGGUUUCAGAAGGAACAACAUCAAAGUCUUUUACGCCAACGGAGCUCAAGGAAAAUACGUGACGGGCGACGAAAACCAAGUACUGUACCCAUCAGCACUGAAACUGACUUUCCGAUACCAUCUUCAGCGCAUGUGUCAAUCCAGCCGGUGCGUCGACUCGCUUUUCCUGUACCUCAACAGCCCCGUUCUGCUGGACGGCUCCUCCCUUCUCUGGGACGUGGACGGCAAUGGUCAGGCCGACGAAGAAGAGACAUAUACAAUAAAGGAGCUACUUUUCGACCUGAAGAACUGUUCUGCACGUCAAGUCAUCCUUCUAGCAGACCAGAACUUCUCUGGAGAGCUUGCCAAAGCGUUUGCCAGGUCCAAAUCCCACAACAACGUGAUAUUCUUUGGAAGCACACAGAAGGACGAGUACGCCUGGAGAUCGGAGCUCACACGGCAUUGGACGUCUUCUGAGCACGCGACCACGUGCCUGAGGGAGAUACAACAGGCGGCGGCAAAGGCUGUGACGCAUUCAACGCCAGUCACUUACGAUGGCUCACAAGGAAGCAUUCGUAAGACCCUGUUCGGAGCCCCCUGCGAUGUGAUUCCGCCCUACUCAAAACAAGAACUUGAGGACCUCCACUUCGGCUGCCAAAAUGUACCGCCCAGCCUCUGGAGGGCAAGGACUGCGCCUCUGAUGAGCAGGCCUUGAGACAGACCGCACACAUCUCAUGUGUUACUGAGAGAGAGAGUUUGGUCCUGGUCCGUGGGUCAAGUGCAUGGCGAGAAGAGCAGGCCGCUUCCAACACACUGGAAGAUGAGGACGGACGCUUAGCGAAGGAUAGAACCGUUGAUGGCGGGUUUGUCAAGGAUACGGGAAAGCGGACACCAGAAGCAGAGUGUGUGAGCAGUUAUCAAAAGAAGCGAG
Molecule: messenger RNA, 1832 nt
Organism: Ornithodoros turicata
Lineage: Eukaryota; Metazoa; Arthropoda; Arachnida; Ixodida; Argasidae
Exons: 7
Coding region: 54-1616 (520 amino acids)
Source: RefSeq, a predicted model, not a curated record